ACUUAAGAUCAAAAGACUUAAAAUCAAAACACUCUUGGGAGCUGUUCAAGGCUCAGAUUAAAAGGGAUUUUUCCAAUAAAUUUAAACGCCACUUCUCGCGAGACGUUACUGGCCACCUCGCGAGACCUUAGCCCCUGGUUUUAAAAUUCCUCUUCUCUUCCGCGUCUGCCCCCGCGUCUGCUUGUGAGGCAGUAAUGGAGAAAAUGGAGCCUGAGGAAGAAAUACCUGAGAUGGCUGGCGUGAUGCUGUGUGAACCGACGGAACUGUAUAAUAUGCUGAACCAGGCCACAAGGAUAUCUAGACUGGCAGAGCAAAAUUAUCUGUAUCUAUUGGAUGCUCGGACGAAACGGGAGUACAAUGAAAGCCACUUAGUCACGGCAAUCAGAGUCAAACAAAACCUUCUGGGCAAAUACCUUGUUCCUGAAUCGAUCAACCUGCAAUGCGUCAAACACUGCGUGGUGUAUGAUGGCAAGACAGACAGUGUGGAGGCCGCUUUUGACAUGGAUUACGAUGUGUACGACGUGGAUAAAGAUUUAAAAGAGUAUGGGGAGCCGGACAUCAUGGAACUCACACGCAAAGGAUCACCUAAACUAAACGCGAAGGAAGGUUCUGCAGCCCGUUGUGCCCGCGUCAUGCAGCGGCAUACCUGCUUUCCGGUCAUGGUCCUGAGAGGUGGCUACGAACUCUUCACCCGCUCUUACCACUUCCUCAGGACCCAGAAGAUAUUCUGGAUGCCUCGGGAACUCGAGGACUUUAAGCCCUACCCAGUGGAGAUCCUGCCUGCUAAGCUCUAUAUGGGAAAUUACAAGCAAGCCUGUGACAAGCAGAUACAGAAGGACCUGAAAAUCCGAGCCCAGCUCAAUGUCUCCGAGGAGGUUGGGACCUUUUUUCUGGAAGACCCCGACAGGCUGCUUCACAUCCCCAUUCCGGAUUCCCCUGAGGCCGAUCUGUCCUCCUUCUUCAUCCAGAUCUGUCACUUCAUUGAUCAGCACCUCCAUCAAGAAGCAGUCUUGGUCUUCUCCACUUUGGGCAUCAGCAGGAGCAGCACUGCAGUUAUGGCUUAUCUCAUGCAUUCAUGCCGGCUCCACUUGAAGAGCGCUUGGAAUUACGUCCAGAAGUGUAAGGACAACAUGCGUCCGAAUCGGGGCUUUGUCAACCAGCUGUCGGAGUGGGAGCAGCGCCUCUACAUAGCUAGGCUCACAGAUACCUCUGAGCCCAAUUACUGACCGGCAGCAGCUGCUAAGAAGGGUGCUUAGGAGGGGCAGGAUGGGGGUCGCUGGGUGCAGAGGGAAGAGACACGCAACGAAUGAAAAAAGUCAUUUUUAAAAAAAUGAUAAUACCUGUCAUUCAUCACUGUUGUGUUUCCUGUCUGUCACAAGUUGUUCAAUAACAUACAAUAAUAUAUGUUUAUUUAGCUUGAGGAAAAAGUAUUUGUGUUUUUAAAAAAAACUAUUUUUGUUUUGCUUUCGUUUUUCUUUUGCUUUCUUUCUUUUGCUUUCUUUUGUUCUUUGCUUUCUGUGUUUUUUAAAAAAAACAAAAUACAUGUAGAAAACCAGGAAAAUAAAACCUGAUUCCUACAAUU
This is a messenger RNA of Hemicordylus capensis (graceful crag lizard), 1582 nucleotides long. RefSeq names its product serine/threonine/tyrosine interacting like 1 (gene STYXL1). Gene Ontology annotation, molecular function: pseudophosphatase activity; protein phosphatase binding; protein phosphatase inhibitor activity. The transcript has 10 exons. Bases 195 to 1226 code for a protein of 343 amino acids. Gene Ontology annotation, cellular component: mitochondrion. Gene Ontology annotation, biological process: negative regulation of cytoplasmic stress granule assembly; protein dephosphorylation; positive regulation of intrinsic apoptotic signaling pathway. Lineage: Eukaryota; Metazoa; Chordata; Lepidosauria; Squamata; Cordylidae. The record is from RefSeq and is a predicted model, not a curated record.